Molecule: messenger RNA, 1481 nt
Organism: Rhodamnia argentea
Lineage: Eukaryota; Viridiplantae; Streptophyta; Magnoliopsida; Myrtales; Myrtaceae
Product: protein ECERIFERUM 2
Exons: 2
Coding region: 78-1403 (441 amino acids)
Molecular function (GO): acyltransferase activity, transferring groups other than amino-acyl groups
Source: RefSeq, a predicted model, not a curated record
AUCAUAGCAAGCAAAUUAAACACCUCUCUCUCUCUCUCUCUCUCUCUCUCUCUCUCUCUCUCUCUCUCCGCACAAAAAUGGUUGCAUCGGACAAGAAGAGCUCCGUGCACAGCGUGAAGCUGUCGUCGGUGGUGCCGGCUAGAGUGACGGGCGACAACACGGUGCACGGGCUGACAAGCAUGGACCUGGCGAUGAAGCUCCACUACCUCAAGGGGCUCUACUUCUUCAGCAGUGAAGCCGUCCAGGGGCUCACCAUCGCCGACCUGAAGAAGCCCAUGUUCCAGGGCCUGGAGCUCUAUCCCAUGACGUCUGGCAGGAUCAGGCAGUCCGAGAGUGACAGGCCCGUCAUCAAGUGCAACGAUAGCGGGGUCCGCAUCAUCGAGGCCCGUUGCGACAAGUCGCUGGAUGAGUGGUUGGCGGCAACCCAGGAGGAGGAUGGUGGCUGGGAGCUCCAGGACUUGCUGGCUCAUUCUCAGGUUCUUGGCCCGGAUCUUGGCUUCUCUCCCCUGAUUUAUGUUCAGUUCACUUGGUUCGAAUGCGGAGGAAUCUGUGUGGGUCUAAGCUGGGCUCACGUCCUCGGAGAUGCCUUCUCAGCUUCGUCCUUCAUCAACAUGUGGGGCCAGAUCAUGGCCGGUCACGCGCCGCCCAAGUCCCUCCACGCGCCAGUUCCCAAAUGGCCCUCAUCCCCCGGCAAAUCGACGCUCGACACGGCGCCAUUGACCGUUAAAAGGGUCGACCCGGUUGGGGACUGUUGGUUAGCCGUCAACAACAGUAAGUUGGAGGCAUACUCCGUUCACCUCACCUUGCGACAACUCGAUCACAUCACAAGCAUAUGUGGAUUGGUUGGUGAAUCUAAAGUCCCACAUUUCGAACUGCUGUCCGCUUUGAUUUGGAAAUCCGUGUCGAAGAUAAGGGGAGACGGCGGGCCGAAGAUCGUAACCGUGUGCGAGAAUAAUGUCCAUAGAGAAGUGAACCAAUUACCCUCAAACAGCAUGGAUUUGAGCAGGGUCGAAGUGAAUUUCUCGGUGGCAGAAGCGGAAGUAUCCGAUCUGGCGAGGCUGAUCACCGAGGCGGAGAAUGAGAAUGGCAUGAUUGAAGAAAUGGUGGAGAAAGAUGAAGGGAAGCUGGACUUCAUCGCAUAUGGGGCGAAUUUGACAUUUGUGAAUUUGGAUGGUGCAGAUAUAUAUGGGCUAGAGUUGCAGGGCCGAAAGCCAAUUUUUGCAAAUUACAGAAUAAGUGGGGUUGGAGAUGAAGGGGUGGUGUUGGUCCUUCCAGGACCAGAAAAUGGGGAUGAAAAGGGUGGUGGUGGGCUUGCAAGGACGGUGACAAUGGUCCUGCCCGAGGCUCAGAUGGCACAGCUCAAGGAGGAGAUUAACGGAACGUGGGGAAUUUUGCCCCAGUGACGGCGUGUCGGCUACUGAAACGAUGUCGAGACUCGUUCUACCGGUGGCCAUGAAUAACAAAAGUCAAUCAUAGCACAU